AUGUGUUUCGUCGAACAAAUGGACCCCAAAGCAAGCAAUGAGACAGAUGUGUUGGGCCGAGACAUGCUCAUUCCAAUAGGUUUUAACGUGGAGAAAGAGAGACAACUAGCAGAUCAUUUGGACACCAAAAUUAGUUCUCGGGAAGCGACGAAGUUCCCAAACCUUGCGGGUAUCACAAUUGCGAUCAAAGUUCCUGGAAACUUUCGUACAAUUCAUUAUAUAAAACAGCACUAUGAAAGGAUUAGGUAUCGCGGAAAUGUAGGCCAAAGCACGAGCAUGUUUCCGGCCCCAACAAUGCUAAUUUUCGACAGGCCCAAGGAAAGAUGUCUUACCAUUGGUUUCAUGUUGGCUUCUAGCAGGUUUCUUACCCCUGAUAAACUCCUAGACAUGGUGAUGAUCUCCUACAUUUUGGGCACCAAAUCUCUGGCAACAGUACAUUCUUCUUCUCUUCCCCUUGGAGACUUGAAGCGCUCCCAUCCUCUCUUGCGCUGCGACCCGAAAAGUCACUUCCGCGAUUAUCCACAGAAAGCCCAAGGACUGCUCACAGUCUGCGGGUUUCCGGCAUUCAUGAGGUGCAGCAGUAUUGGCCAUCUUUUCGACUUCAGGAGAUAUCAAUGGAAGAAAGCACCUCAGGGCUUUGCUCAGUCACCAAUGGGCUCUUCCCCUGAAUUUCCAUUUACCUCUCCAAUCGUAUUAGCCUUUGUAACUUUGAAAUCAGAGGAUAACAAGCACUCAUCUUUCUAUACCAGGUUUUGUUGUUGUCCACAGCGCGAUGAAAGAAGCGUUAUGGGCUACCUUCUGAUCCUUCUUCUUCUCUAA
This is a messenger RNA of Lindgomyces ingoldianus, 819 nucleotides long. RefSeq lists its product as uncharacterized. The record is from RefSeq and is a predicted model, not a curated record. Lineage: Eukaryota; Fungi; Ascomycota; Dothideomycetes; Pleosporales; Lindgomycetaceae. The transcript is spliced from 12 exons. The coding region runs from base 1 to 819 and encodes 272 amino acids.